AUGAAGGAUGGGCGUGUCGGAGAUCGCAAGCUUUUGAUUGCUCUCUUCGCCUCCCUUCUUGUCCUUGUGACUUCAGAUUCAGUUAAGAGUGGAUUUCAAGUUUUCACGAAAGACAAUAAAAACACUGUGGAUCGCAGUGCAUUGGCCACUUGCUAUACAUUGGGUGGUAAAAGAAUCGAACGAGUUUCACAUAACAAUCCAGAAAAAGGAUACAAAUGCAAAGUUACACUCCAAACACUUUCUACAGAUAAGAUCCAAGCAAAGGACGUCUGCGAAAGUCGUAUCCCCUACUACAUUAUUGGAUCAGAAGAGGGACCAUCAACUUCCUGUACUUUCCAAAUAAAUGUGGGAUGUGAUACUUCAUACUGGCAGAUCAACCGGAAAUGCUACAAAGUUUCAAAUAGUAGACUGACUUGGAAAGAAGCUCAGGAAUACUGUAAAAAGAAUGGCUUCAGUGGUCUUCAACCGAAAGUGGCAGAAUAUUAUUCGACAGCUCUGAGUAACUACUUGAGUGAUAUGCAAGGAAUUUCUUCUGCUUGGGUCCACGUUCCGGAACUGAAAGAUUAUUUUGUAAACGGGGAAGGAAAUGCAGCAGUUUAUGUUCAAGAUGGUGCAUUCAAGUAUGAUACGAGAAAGAAUAGUAUUAUGAUGGAUCAUCUGAAUGCGACGCAUCAAGUAUUGUGUGAAUACACGGCCCCAAUGACAAAAGCUGAAAUGUUUUAUAUCAGUGAAGUCUAUAGUGAAAUUUAUCCGAUCAAUGUGUAUGCGGAUGGUGCCAUCAUUCCUUCUGCUGACUUCUCGACAAUUGAGCAAAAGGAACUUGUGAAUAAUAUCGAACAAUUCACAACUACUGGUUUCAAUGAAAGAUGUUUGGCAAUUGGAAGAAUUAUCAAUGUGGAAAGUUUUCCAAUGACAGCAAUUGAAGUGGAAUUCAAUGCAGUUAAGGACUAUCUUACUGAUGAACGUUUCUAUUUGACAAAUGCAUACAAGAACGAUGGAAAAAGACGAAAUGACUAUCGCCAGUUAAACGAAGAUGGGAUAUCGUAUCAGAUAUUCCAGAGUGACGCAGCUGGAAAUGACAAAGAUUAUUCUAAGGCACACAGCUUCAGUUUCCAUAAAUCCGAUCGAUUCCCUACAAUGGCUGCAAUGCGAGCACCAAUACUCUGUGCACUACAUUCAUUCAAUUGGAAAUUCGGAAAUUGUACUGCCGGACCAACAUGGAGUGAACAACCCGUUCGACACGUUAGAAAAGAUGGCCGAGCUUUCUGUCACUAUAUCAGCAACGGCAAGGUCGCCACUUAUGAUGAAGCCAGAAGAUAUUGUGAAGCUGAUGGACUUGGUGCUUCACUCAGUGGAUUUGAUGAUGAAGAAGAGUUCAGCAAGAUUAAGAAUAAAGUCGAUCCAACAUAUCCACUCACCAGUGACAUUGAAAAUGAUGGAGGCUAUUUACCGAUGCGUUACUUCGAUAUGGGAGGCAAGCAGCAACGGAUAGAUAAUCAUUAUUGGCUUGGAGGAAUAUCUCCAUGCGAGACUGAUUGCGCACUUCCGGGAGAUAAAAGACAAGUAGCAAGUUGGGAAGAAGGCGUUGGAAUCAACACACACUUCCUUAAUACAUUCAGCCACGAAGGACAUCCAUGGGAGGAUGAUGGGCAGCGGAAAUAUGUCUCGUUCCGUUCUGAUAAAGUUGCUUUCCAUGUUCACCCUCUCAAUGACCCCUACACCUACAUGUUCUUCAUCUGUGGUAAAACUGCGCCGUUGGAACGUACGGAAAAAAGAGAAGGAACCAUCAAAGGAUGA
Molecule: messenger RNA, 1797 nt
Organism: Caenorhabditis remanei
Lineage: Eukaryota; Metazoa; Nematoda; Chromadorea; Rhabditida; Rhabditidae
Exons: 11
Coding region: 1-1797 (598 amino acids)
Source: RefSeq, a predicted model, not a curated record